AUGCUUAGGAGUUUGUAUAAUACGCUUGGGCAUAAUUUUAACUGGAGGACUGUGCAAUGUCGUAGAUUUUCAGCUCCAUAUACGGGUAAAAACGUUACUACUAAGGACCUUGAAAAGGCAGAUCCAAAAUGGGCGAUCGAAGAGACAAAUUUCUGUCUUGGAAAAGUUACUGAACCUAUUUUCAAGGAUACAGACGACCUGGCCCGUAGAACUCUACAAAUUAUGGACAGCCAGCUCAGUAAGAUGCAUACGAGGCUUCGUGAUGGGACAUGCGUACCAUAUAUGACACUCAGUUUGCACCAAGUUGUGGAUAGACCAUGUCCUAAUCAUGUUUUUAUGGAACAACCGCUCCUUAAAUGGACCUGGGACGAAACCUAUGACGAGGCAUACGAAGAUAUGUAA
Molecule: messenger RNA, 402 nt
Organism: Theileria equi strain WA
Lineage: Eukaryota; Apicomplexa; Aconoidasida; Piroplasmida; Theileriidae
Exons: 2
Coding region: 1-402 (133 amino acids)
Source: RefSeq, a predicted model, not a curated record